Periconia digitata is the source of this 1033-nucleotide messenger RNA. NCBI's taxonomy places the organism in Eukaryota, Fungi, Ascomycota, Dothideomycetes, Pleosporales, Periconiaceae. The record is from the annotation of a GenBank genome assembly.
GUAUAAACAGACUCAGUAUCGAUACACCUCUGCACCCUGGUUCCACCUUCGGACCACCAUUUCCAUCAUGAUCGCUGUCAAACUUCUCUUCGCUGCCAGCAAUAUCCUUGUAUCUGCGUACGCUACAGCUUCGGAUGCAGACUCUCCUAAUGUUCGCUCCCUAAACUCUCGAGCACCAGCAUACAAGAUCUACGGUGGGGAUGGCACAGCUGGACAAGGCUGGCCUACGGAAGCCCAAUGGCUUGACUACGACUCUCUGUGGGCAGCCAACUACGAAGUGAUGAUGAACAAGCUUGACGAGACAGGGUGCCUUAAUGCAUGGGGGCCGAACACUGAAGCCGAAGUAGCAGUCAUCAAGUCUGGAAUUGAAGCCGCAGCAAGUACAUCCGGCCUUGACCACCGCUUCAUCCUCGCGACCAUGAUGCAAGAAUCAAACGGCUGUGUCCGCGUGCCCACCUCUAUCUCGCCAAACGAGCAAGUUCGAAACCCUGGCCUUUUCCAAUGCGCAAACGGUGAUCAUACAUGCAACGAAGAUGGAAACCUAAAAAUCCCUUGUCCCGACGACCAGAUUACUGGUAUGAUUAACGACGGAGUGUUGGGAACUGCAAGCGGACCUGGCUUGCAGCAGCUGGUCGUGGAAUCUGGUGCUCAAGAUGUCAGCAAGUACUACAAGGCUCUUGUCCUGUACAAUUCUGGUGUGCUCCCUCCAUCCGGCAACCUCGGACAGGGUCGCUCAACGCGGUGCUAUGCGAGUGAUUUGGCCAAUCGUUUGACAGGAUGGACAGGCAUUGGAAGGACGUGCGACCCCAAUACUAUUGGCGAUAAUUGGGGUACACCGAUUGGAGAAAAGUUUGAGGGUGCUCCUGCGAAUUGCAUUCGUUGGUAUACCGUGCAAAGUGGUGAUGGGUGUCGUUCGAUUGAAGAAGCCAACGGUAUUGCCUUGGGCACGAUCAAGAAUUUGAAUCAGGGGGUAGAUUCUAACUGCGGAAACUUACGUAGAAACGUAAACUACUGCUUAGCUACGUCAGACUAA